AUGCCAGGUAUCGACCUAAACGUAUGCUGCCACCGUUUGUCGGUGGACCCUAAAGCAAAACCAGUUGCGCAAAAGAAGAGGAAGUUUGGCUUUGAUCGCCAGAAGGUCAUCGAUGAAGAAAUCAAAAGACUCCACGACGCCGGGUUUAUCAGGGAAAUCAAGUACACAACUUGGUUGUCCAAUCCAGUGUUGGUAAAGAAAUCAAACGGCGCGUGGAGAAUGUGCGUUGACUACACAGAUCUUAACAAGGUCUGCCCCAAGGACGCCUAUCCUUUCCCAAGCAUCGACCAGCUGGUUGACAACGCCUCUGGUUUCCAGAUGUUGUCUUUUAUGGACGCAUAUUCAGGCUAUAAUCAGAUUCAGUUGUUAGAGGAAGAUCAAGACAAAACGGCGUUCAUUACUCAGAACGCCAAUUAUUGUUAUACGAUGAUGCCCUUCGGGUUGAAAAAUGCGGGCGCCACGUAUCAGAGGAUGAUGAACGGGGUAUUCAAAGACUUGAUCGGCAAUUGUAUAGAAGUUUACAUUGAUGACAUGAUAGCAAAAUCAAAGACGACAGACCAACAUUUAGCAGAUCUCCAAGGCGUUUUCCAAAGACUGCGAAAAUUUAACAUGCGCCUCAACCCCAGCAAGUGUGCUUUUGGUGUUCCCGCGGGAAAAUUCCUUGGCUUCAUGCUCAUGGAGCGAGGCAUAGAGGUCAACCCAGACAAGUGUAAGGCGGUCAUUGAAAUGCGGAGCCCGCAAACAAUCAAGGAAGUUCAACAGCUAACUGGAAGGUUGGUAGCCCUCGCCCGAUUUUUGGAAAACUCAGCACACAAGUCCCUCCCCCUAUUCGGGUUGUUAAAAAAGGGGACUGCCUUUCGAUGGUCAGAAGAAUGCGAGAGCGCCUUUCAGGAGUUCAAAAGGGCUUUCUCAUGCCCACCAGUACUUUCCAAACCCGAGCACGGAGAAAUGUUGUACUUAUACCUCGCCGUCGGAUCGGAGGCAAUCAGCGCGGCCCUAGUCAAGGAGUCAAAGGAAGGACAAAAGCCUGUCUAUUUUAUCAGCAAAGUCUUACAAGGAGCGGAACUCCGGUACCAGCAAGUUGAGAAGGUAGCAUUAACACUCAUCUUUGCUGCAAGGCGUUUAAGGCCGUACUUCCAGUGCCAUCCAAUCACUGUCAGAACAAACCAACCAAUUCAGCAAGUGUUACAUAAGCCAGACCUUGCUGGAAGAAUGAUGUCUUGGGCGAUAGAACUAUCAGAAUACCAGAUCGCCUACGAACCAAGAACGGCUAUUAAGGCCUUGACAAAUUUCAUCGCCGAGAUGACUCCAAACCCCCAUCCUGAGAAGCAUGCAACUAAAACGCCUUCAGCUGGUAACUGGAAGUUGUACGUUGAUGGCUCUUCGAACGCCAAAGGAUCGAGCGCAGGAAUGAUUGUUGAAAACCCAGAUGGAGUAGCACUCGAACAUUCUCUGACUUUUGAUUUCAACGCCACAAAUAAUCAGGCGGAAUAUGAGGCCAUGAUGGCAGGACUGCUCCAAGCAAAAGAAAUGGGCGCCCGACGCCUCAAAGUCUUCACUGACUCCCAACUGGUAGCUUUCCAGAUCUCAGGCGAAUACCAAACCAAAGGACCAUUAAUGAGCAGGUACUUGGAGAAGGUAAAGGAGCUGAUUGGAAGUUUUGAAGCAGUUGAAGUAGAGCAUAUAAGGCGAGCUGAAAAUACACGGCCAGAUAUCCUCGCCAAGCUGGCAAGCACCAAAAGCCCAAGGAACAACAGAUCGGUAAUCCAGCACAACAUGCCAAACCCGUGCAUCGUAAUAAGCAUUUCUAACCCCCCAGAGGACGCCACUGAGGAAACCUGGACAACGCCUAUCAUCAACUACUUAGCCGAAGGGGUGUUACCCUCGGAUAAGAAUGAAGGUCAAAAGCUAAUACGGCGGAGCGCACAUUUCUGCCUAGUAAAAGGAUGUUUAUACAAACGAGGGACCUCAACCCCACUCCUGAAAUGUCUGAACCCUAAUGAUGUUUCGUACGUAAUUGAAGAAAUUCAUGAAGGUAUCAAUGGCCAUCACAUAGGUGGUCACUCGCUGGUAAAGAAGGCGUUGAGAGCAGGGUUUUACUGGCCAACCAUGGAACGUGACGCUCACGAGCAUGUAAAGAAAUGCGAAAAGUGCCAGAGGUUCGCUAACGUACACAGGGCACCACCCGAAGAAUUGGCGUCAAUCACAUCUCCAUGGCCUUUCUACAAGUGGGGAAUUGACAUUCUUGGGCCUUUUCCCAAGGCGGCUGGACGAGUCCAGUGGCUAAUCGUCGCCAUUGACUACUUCACCAAAUGGGUAGAGGCGGAACCCUUAGCUACUAUCACGUCCCAAAAAGCAAGAAGGUUCUUUUGGAGAAGCAUCAUCUACCGAUUUGGUAUCCCUAGGGAGGUCAUUACUGACAACGGCACUCAAUUUACUGAUGCCAAGUUCCGAGCACUGAUGAACAGUCUACAGAUCAGACAUCACUUUACCGCUGUAGAACACCCUCAGUCCAAUGGCUUAGUAGAAUCCACCAACAAAAUGUUGGGGAAAGGAAUCAAGAAGAGGCUAGAAACGCACAAAGGAGCAUGGUUAGAAAAUCUAGACAACGUCCUAUGGGGGUACAGAACUACCGCCCAGUCCUCCACCAGAGAAACGCCUUUCAGGCUGACAUACGGUGCCAAAGCCAUGAUACCAGUGGAAAUAGGCGAGCCUUCCUGGCGACGAGAGCACGUGACAGAGGUCACCAACAACCAGCACUUGAAAGAAGCGUUGGAUCUGCUGGACGAAGUAAGAAGAUACGCCACCCACAACGAUCGCCAGACAAAAGAAAGAUCUGCCACUUAUUACAACAAGAAAGUGAUUCCACAAAUUUUUGAAGAAAAAUAUUUGGUUCUCAGAAGAGCAGACGUUGGAAACAAGAACGCCCGAGAAGGAAAGCUCGCCCCUAAUUGGGAAGGUCCCUACCGUGUAGCAAACAAACUGGAAAAUGAGCCUACUCACUUGAGACGUUAG
Molecule: messenger RNA, 3015 nt
Organism: Gastrolobium bilobum
Lineage: Eukaryota; Viridiplantae; Streptophyta; Magnoliopsida; Fabales; Fabaceae
Exons: 1
Coding region: 1-3015 (1004 amino acids)
Biological process (GO): DNA integration
Molecular function (GO): nucleic acid binding; RNA-DNA hybrid ribonuclease activity
Source: RefSeq, a predicted model, not a curated record